This is a messenger RNA of Phascolarctos cinereus (koala), 1384 nucleotides long. The record is from RefSeq and is a predicted model, not a curated record. Lineage: Eukaryota; Metazoa; Chordata; Mammalia; Diprotodontia; Phascolarctidae.
AUGAAGAAGUCUGAAAGAUUACCAUGUGACCCCACAUUCAUCCUUGGAUGUGCUCCUUGCAAUGUAAUCUGCUCUAUCAUUUUCCAGAAAUGUUUUGAAUAUAAAGACCAGAAAUUUCUAUAUUUAAUGAAGCUUUUGAAUGAAAACGUCAAGAUCGUAAGUUCCCCAUGGAUGAAGGUCUGCAAUUCUUUUCCAUCUUUAGUAUGUUAUCUCCCUGGAUCUCAUCACAAAGUAGUUAAAAAUAUUCACUUAAUACAUGAAUUUAUUUUGGAAGAAGUGAAGGAGCACCAAAGAUCACUUGAUCCCAGCAACCCUCGGGACUUCAUUGAUUGUUUCCUGAUGAAAAUGGAGCAGGAAAAGCAACAACCACAGUCUGAAUUUAACAUUGACAACUUGGCCCGUACUGUACGUGAUCUAUUUGGUGCAGGAACAGAGACAACAAGCACCACCCUGAGAUAUGGACUCCUGCUUCUCCUGAAAUACCCUGAGAUAGAAGGAAAACUUCAUGAAGAAAUUGAUCGUGUGAUUGGCCGAGAUCGAAGUCCCUGCAUGGAGGACAGAAGUAAGAUGCCUUACACCAAUGCUGUGAUACAUGAGAUACAGCGAUACAUUGACCUCAUUCCCACCAACGUGCCCCAUGCGGCAACAGAAGAUGUUCAAUUUAGAAAAUAUCUUAUCCCCAAGGGAACUACCAUCAUACCAUUCCUGUCUUCUGUUUUAUAUGAUGAUAAGGAGUUCCCUAAUCCAGACCAGUUUGACCCAGGUCACUUCCUGGAUGGAAGUGGCAACUUUAAGAAGAGUGACUAUUUCAUGCCUUUUUCAACAGGGAAACGGAUAUGUGCUGGUGAGAGUCUGGCUCGGAUGGAAUUAUUUCUAUUUUUUACUACCAUCUUACAAAAUUUUACCUUGAAAUCUCCCAUUGACUCAAAAGAUAUCGACAUCACCCCAAUUGCCAGUGGAUUAGUCAAAGUACCCCCUUCCUAUGAGCUGUGCUUUCUACCUUCCUAAAAUAUGUGAAGGACCAGCCCUAGUUUCAACUGCUCUAGAGUCUCUUCAUGUUCUAUGAACAAGAUGUAUUCAUUCCAUUGCCUGCCAAUGAAAGCCCUCUAUGAUUUCUGCCCAAAAUACUCUUCUAGCAUAAUCUAAUACUCCCUUUACCUUUUGCCAAAAUCAUGAUUUAUUUUCCCUCAAACUGCCCUAGAAAUUCCCUGUUGCUGGAAUAUUUCCUCUUUUUUCUUAACUUUAGCUCCACUGACAGAAAUCUCACCCAUCCUUCUAAUCACAAUUUAGGUGCCAUAUGCCUGUGACCUCUUUAGUUCUUACAGUCUGUAUUAUUCAAUUUAAGCCUGAAUUAUAUAUGCAUCUUAUAUUGUGUGUUCUAUCC